AUGAAAGUGCAAAUUCAUAAGCAGAACAUUGACAUUGAUUGGACCAACUUCAGCAAUUUGGGAUACCUCUAUUUUAUUAUGUUACUGUUGUUAUUAAGGCCUACGGUUUCUUUGUCGACCAUUAAGUAUAUUCCUGGAUUUUCCGGUUCCCUUCCCUUCAAGCUUGAAACUGGAUAUAUUGGCGUGGAUGAGAACCAAGAUGUUCAACUCUUCUACUAUUUUAUAGAAUCUGAAGGAAAUCCAAGUGAGGAUCCCCUGGUGCUUUGGCUCACUGGAGGCCCUGGUUGCUCUGCCUUCUCCGGACUUGCUUUUGAGAUAGGCCCUAUACGUUUUGACAUUGUCAAGUAUAAUGGCAGCUUACCAACCAUGGCACUGCAUCCGCAUUCAUGGACAAAGGUCUCCAGUAUAAUCUUCUUGGAUGCACCAGUAGGCACUGGAUUCUCCUAUUCAAGGAGCUUCCAAGGUUCCAAGACUGGAGACACAAAGUUUGCCAAACAAAGUUAUGAAUUUCUGAGAAAGUGGUUGCUGAGACACCCAAAAUUUAUUAGAAAUCCCCUCUAUGUUGCCGGUGACUCACAUUCUGGAAGGAUCGUUCCGAUCAUUUCAAGUAAAAUAUCAGCUGGCAUUGAAGUUGGGCAUGAACCACCAAUCAAUCUCAAAGGUUAUGUGCUGGGUAACCCAGCAACAGAUUCAAAAUUUGAUGACAAUUCAAAAGUUCCAUUUGCUCAUCGCAUGGCACUUAUUUCUGAUGAACUCUACCAGUCGGCGAAAAGGAAUUGCAGAGGAGAAUAUGUAGAAGUAGACAAGAGCAAUGUACAAUGUGCAAAGGAUCUUAAAGCUAUCUAUGAGUGCACUAAACGAGUGAAUCAUGCACACAUCUUGGAAAAAAAGUGCACUCCAAUCUCAAGAAAACUAAAUAAGGAGGAUGCCCGUUAUCACAGAUAUCUCCUGGAAGAAUACGACGAGUCCUUGUUUAUGCCUGUUGAUCCUCAAGAGUGCAGGUACUACAAUAAUUUUCUUUGCAACAAGUGGGCGAAUGAUAUCAGUGUCCAAAAGGCGCUUCGCGUUCGAAUGGGAACAAUCAAGGAAUGGAUAAGGUGUAACAGAAGCUUAGAUUACGAACAUGAUGCCAAGAGUCUUUUGAGCUAUCAUCUGCGUCUUAAUAAGAGAGGUUACCGAGCUCUAAUAUACAGUGGUGAUCAUGACAUGGCUAUUCCCUACUUGGGCACCCAAUCUUGGAUCAAGGCUUUAAAUUUUUCUGUUGUCGACGAGUGGAGGCCAUGGCUGGUUGAUGGUCAAGUUUCAGGAUAUUCCAGGGAAUACACCAACAACUUCACAUUUGCAACUGUAAAGGGAGCGGGCCACACAGCUCCAGAAUACCAGCCUAAGGAAUGUUUGGCCAUGUUUGAAAGAUGGAUUUCUCAAGAACCUUUGUGA
Molecule: messenger RNA, 1437 nt
Organism: Pistacia vera
Lineage: Eukaryota; Viridiplantae; Streptophyta; Magnoliopsida; Sapindales; Anacardiaceae
Product: serine carboxypeptidase-like 7
Exons: 14
Coding region: 1-1437 (478 amino acids)
Biological process (GO): proteolysis; secondary metabolic process
Molecular function (GO): serine-type carboxypeptidase activity; acyltransferase activity, transferring groups other than amino-acyl groups
Source: RefSeq, a predicted model, not a curated record